AUGCGAUUUGCAAGGAUGUUUCGUAUCAUGGGUUUAAUUUUGAUUCCUCGAGACCACCACCGACUUUGCAUGAAAAAUUCGCAACGAGUGAAACAUUGCCAAGAGAAGAAGAUUAAAAAUUUGCCAUGGUCGAAAAUAAUUAAAAAUAUUUCAUUCGACAGUAAAUUUAGAACUGACGACUUCAAUUUUGUUCUUCGCUUUUAUACUUUCAAUAGCAAAUUGAAAUUGCCAGAAAUUCAUUUUAACGACGAAACAUUUAUGAAUGCUUCAAACCGGUGGCUUUUGUUGUGUGCUGUGGCCUCAUCACAAGUGCACACGAUUUCCAUUGCGGAAAAGUAA
Messenger RNA from Clunio marinus, 339 nucleotides. Lineage: Eukaryota; Metazoa; Arthropoda; Insecta; Diptera; Chironomidae. The record is from the annotation of a GenBank genome assembly.